Molecule: messenger RNA, 1791 nt
Organism: Blepharisma stoltei
Lineage: Eukaryota; Ciliophora; Heterotrichea; Heterotrichida; Blepharismidae
Source: the annotation of a GenBank genome assembly
AUGGAAGAGCAGUUUGUCACUUUAAAUAUAAAAGACCCAAGAGAGCGUCUAGUUAGCCGAGUUGCUGCCUGUAUGCUGCGCGAGCCUAAUUACUAUGCGAAGGCUGAACAAAAAAUCGCAGACAUCAUAGCAGAUCUUAACGAAGUAGCCACAAUUGAUCCAGAGUUUAUCUGCCAACUUGCUUACUACACCCGAAAUGAACUUAACAUCCGUUCAGCUUCCAAUUUCAUACUGGCAUUCGCUGCUACUCACCCAGAAGCCAAAAAGCACCUCAAACAAUAUUUUUCGGCUACAAUCCGUCUUCCUUCUGACCUAACCGAAACUGUUGAGCUCUAUCAAAGCUUUGUAGGCCAUGAGCAGGAAAACAAAAUAGCAAUCCCCAACUGUCUUCAGAAACUGAUUGCAGAUAAAUUCAAGACUUUUUCUAUUUACCAUCUAGGAAAAUAUUGUUCUGAAGGGAAACGCAAAAGAGGUUUACUUAAGCUCAAAUUUAAGCCUAAGGGUGAUAACAGUGCAGCUACUAAGAAAAAGACGAUAUCAUUCAAACAGCUUGUAAGACUUUGCCACUUAAAAGAGCCAGCUAGCAAUGUGAUGUCAAUUCUCGGAAAAAGAUAUCCUGAAAACCCGGACGUUUUUGCUACAUCUGGAUUGGCGGUAGGUGGAGAAUUCAAUCCCUCACUUGCUAAUAAAAGAAUGAAAAUUCCGACACCUGUAACAUGGGAGACUCAGCUCAGCGAGAUGGGAAAUAAGCCUGAAGUCUGGGAGGACCUUAUAAAGUCAAGAAAGCUGCCGUUUAUGGCAAUGCUGAGGAAUUUGAGAAAUCUGCUGAUAACUGGAGUCGACUCAGAAAUUCAUGGAGCUGUUCAGAGUAGAUUGAGAGACCCAGAUCAAAUUCAAAAUUCUAGGCUGUUCCCAUUUAGAUUCUAUUCAGCUUAUACUGCUUUAAAUAUCAAUAUUGAAGAAUUACAAAAGCUAAAAGAAGACCCAAACUAUGAGCCUCCCGCACCUUCUGGAAAAAGAGGUUUGAAAGAAAAGCACAAAAGAAAAAAAAUAGUCCCAAAAGUAGUCCCAACUGAAGAAACUGUUGAAAACUAUAAAAAUGCUCUAGAAGAGGCGGUCAAGCUUUCAACAGCUUUAAACGUAAAGCCAGUCAAAGGCAAUUCAGUCAUUUUCGCUGACGUCUCAGGCUCCAUGGGCACUAAAAUUUCGGGAGAGGGUGGAUCAGGCAGUGAUAUUUCUUGCAAAGAAGUUGGAAUUCUACUAGGACUUAUGAUGCGCCAUGUCUGUGAAAACUCUGAAUUUGUCGUUUUUUCAUCGCCAACUACAGCAAGUCCAAAAUGCUGGAAAAAGGUUGAGCUUGAAGGCGAGAAUAUUCUUAACCUUAUAAACGAAGUGAAUCAAGUUGCCAGUACUCUGGGAGGGGGAACUGAUUUUCCUUUUGACUAUAUAAACCAAGCAAUAGAGAAUAGAGUUCAUUUUGACAAUAUGUUCAUAUUUUCUGAUAUGAUGAUUUCCCCAGGAAGUGGGCAGAUGAAUCACACACAAAGUGGAAGAAAUUGGACUGUUGAGCAGAUUCUUAAGACUUAUAGGGAAACAGUCAAUCCAAGCAUGAAAUUCAUAAGCAUAAACUUAGCGGGGCAUGGGAAAACUAUAGGUGCAGAUCUUGAGGAUGAACAGAAAAAUAUUUUGGUGACAGGAUAUAGCGAUUCUAUCUUAAGACUUGUAUCUCAGCUCCAAAUCUCUCAAGUAGACGCUGUCAAAGAAGCUGCUAAAUCAUUAAUUAAAACUUAA